This is a messenger RNA of Paraphaeosphaeria sporulosa, 1631 nucleotides long. Its product is annotated as UPF0075-domain-containing protein. Gene Ontology annotation, biological process: peptidoglycan turnover; amino sugar metabolic process. Gene Ontology annotation, molecular function: phosphotransferase activity, alcohol group as acceptor; ATP binding. The transcript has a single exon. The record is from RefSeq and is a predicted model, not a curated record. Lineage: Eukaryota; Fungi; Ascomycota; Dothideomycetes; Pleosporales; Didymosphaeriaceae. Bases 228 to 1589 code for a protein of 453 amino acids.
CUACCGAGGAUGGUGAUCCCAUUUCCGCAUGCUACAAACCCACUUUAUCUACUGGUAUACGGCCAAGUUAAACGCUUUCGCUCAUGUGCGGACAUCCGAAGCUUUCCCCUUUUCAGCUUGGGCUGAACAGGGCCGACAUGAGAGGCUCGUAGUUUUAUCUACAAGUUUUCUUGUUAGUCGGCCAUAACCAACAAUUCUGAUUCCGACGAAACUCAACUUCUCCAGCCAUGGUGUCUCUUACCAACGGUCACAAGACCAAUGGGCAAAUCCCAAAUGUUGUUCACAAAAACACGCCCCUAUACCUCACAGUCCUCGGCAUGAACAGCGGUACAAGCAUGGACGGCAUUGACUGUGCUCUUUGCAGAUUCCGUCAAGAGUCGCCUUCCUCGCCUAUGAACUUUGAGCUUCUCACAUACGACGAGGUACCCCUGGAAUCUGUUAUAAAGAAACGCGUUAUGGACAUGAUCUAUCACAAUCGCACCACGCCUGAAGAGCUAUCAGAAGUCAAUGUCUUGCUUGGAGAAACUUUCGCAUCCGCCGCAAUCGCGUUCGCGUCCAAACACAACAUUUCACUUUCUGACAUCGACGUUAUUGGCUCUCAUGGCCAGACCGUCUGGCUUCUCAGUAUGCCUGAGAAAGGUCAUACUAAGUCUGCUUUGACCAUGGCCGAGGGAACAUUCAUCUCCUCGAGGACUGGAAUCACCAGUGUGACGGAUUUCCGAGUUUCAGAUCAGGCCGCUGGACGACAAGGGGCACCACUCAUCGCGUUCUUCGAUUCGUUGGUACUCCACCAUCCCACAAAAUUACGAGCUUGCCAAAACAUUGGCGGAAUUGCCAACGUAUGUUUCAUACCUCCGGAUAGAAACGGCGAGCUGAACCAGGACUUCUUCGACUUUGACACCGGCCCCGGCAACGUUUUUAUAGAUGCUGCGGUGAGACAUUUCACCAACGGCAAAAUGGAAUACGAUAAGGAUGGCAAGAUGGGCGCAGCUGGUACCGUUGACCAGGAAAUGGUAGACGAGUUCUUGAAAACACAUCCUUACUUCGCCCUGGAGCCACCCAAGACUACGGGUCGUGAAGUGUUCCGGGACACCAUUGCUGACGACAUGAUCACAAGAGGCCUUGCGAAGGGUCUUUCUCAAAACGAUGUCGUUGCAACAAUCACCCGCAUUACUGCUCAGGCCAUCGUUGAGCAUUACCACCGAUACAUGCCUCAAGACUAUGGACCUCUUGCCGAGGUCUUCAUGUGCGGCGGUGGUGCUAAGAAUCCGAACAUUACGUCCUUUCUACAAAGGUCGUUUCCUGACAUAAAAAUUAUGAUGCUGGAUGAAGCAGGCAUACCUGGAGAUGCCAAAGAGGCAAUCACGUUUGCUUGGCAAGGUAUGGAAGCUAUAGUGGGCCGCAGCAUCAACGUACCUGAUCGUGUCGAGACCCGCCAAGGAUAUGUAUUGGGAAAGAUCUCACCUGGUCGAAACUAUCGUCAGGUCAUGCGAAAAGGCACAGAAUUUGGUGGCGAGCUGGACGAUCUGCUACCGGUCACGAAGAUGGUGAAUUGGAAGAAUGGAAAAGCUUUGAGUAAUACUUGGUAGAGGACGCCAAUAACUUGUACAUUGUGCCAAUGAUAUUCCACC